Molecule: messenger RNA, 4211 nt
Organism: Brassica rapa (field mustard)
Lineage: Eukaryota; Viridiplantae; Streptophyta; Magnoliopsida; Brassicales; Brassicaceae
Product: aspartyl protease family protein 1-like
Biological process (GO): proteolysis
Molecular function (GO): aspartic-type endopeptidase activity
Source: RefSeq, a predicted model, not a curated record
UUUAAAUAAAAAACACAUCUUUAGACAAAAAAAGCUUUGAAAUAAUAUUAGAAAAAUUUAUGAGAAAAAUCUAUAUUACCCUUGUUCGUCAUGUUUUUGUGUUCUUGUCUGUGUUAGUGGUGGUGAGUUGGGGAUUAGAGAGAUGUGAGGCCACUGGGAAGUUCAGCUUCGAAGUUCACCACAUGUUCUCUGAUGCUGUCAAGCAGACUCUAGGGCUUGACAAUCUUGUUCCCGAGAAGGGAAGUACGGAGUACUUCAAGGUUUUGGCCCACCGUGACCAGUUGAUCAGGGGUCGAGGUCUUGCUUCCAACAACGAAAAGCCAUCUGUCACGUUCAUGCGGGAAAACCUCACGAUUGGAGUCGACGUUCUGGGAUCCCUCCAUUAUGCUAAUGUCUCUGUGGGAACACCGGCUACAUGGUUCUUCGUGGCUCUGGACACGGGCAGCGAUUUGUUUUGGUUGCCUUGUAACUGUGGUACAACGUGUAUCCGUGACUUGAAAGAUAUUGGACUUCCACAGAGUCGACCACUCAAUAUAUACAGCCCCAACGCAUCUUCUACGAGCUUAAGCAUUAGAUGCAGUGACAAGCGUUGUUUUGGAUCGAGAGGAUGUUCUUCUCCUGCAAGUAUUUGCCCUUAUCAGAUCCAGUACCUUUCUAACAACACAUUCACCAGAGGGAACUUGGUGGAGGAUGUGUUGCAUUUGGUCACAGAGGAUGAUGGUCUAGAGCCUGUUAAAGCUAAUGUCACGCUUGGUUGCGGUCAGAAUCAGACAUGUUUGUUCAGGGAAGGUAUUGCUUUGAACGGUCUUCUCGGGCUUGGUUUGGAAGAUUACUCUGUUCCAAGUGUACUGGCAAAAGCAAAUAUUACCGCAAACUCCUUCUCAAUGUGUAUUGGGAAUGUCAUUGACGUUAUUGGGAUAAUCAGCUUCGGAGACAAAGGCUACACAGACCAGCAGGAGAGGCCACUAGUUCCUGUUGGACCAAGGUAUCCAGUUUGAUUCUGACAUGAGUUUCAAAAGUUGUUCAGUUUGGUGUUUGUAGAUUAGUGAAAAUUUAAUUUGAAAAAUGCAUAGGAGAGACUAUUUAUAGAUUUUUAAAACCUACUAGAUUUUUUUUCCGCGCUACGCGCGGAUUAUAUGUUUUAAAUUCCGAACCCGAACUGAAACCGCAAAGAUCUAAACCGAACCCGAACUGAAAUUUAGAAAUACCUGAAUGAGGCUAAAAUCUUUAAAUCCGAAAUCCGAAUAGAUCCGAACAAAACCGGAUGGGUAUCCGAACACCCACCUUAGUAUGCGUCUUUAUUAAUGUUUUGGUUAAAUAUCCUUAAUAUUAUGUGUUAUAUUGAAAUUAUGUUGUUUUAAUUAUCUGUAUUUAUCUUUCAGAACUGUUUAUAUAUCUAUUUUAAUUGGUAACCGAAAAAGAUAUAAGCAUAUAUUUUCUAAGUAAUUAUUACAAUAAUUUUAUUCCAUUUUUAAAUGUAAAUUUGGAUAAAUGCAUAAAAUUGAAUUUCAUUUACCUUCAAAUACAUCGGAUUCAAAUCUAAAUAAGUAAAACAAACAUAUGUCUUUGCAGUUAAAAUCAUUGAGGUUACAGCUUCUCAGCUUGGCUCAGCAAAAACCCUAAUCAUUCCCAUAAUGUCCUAUAAUUUGUAUCAUUUUAAGUAUUAUAUAUUCGUCUGUGAACACAUACAUAUUUAAAACUCUUAUCAAACAAACAAAAAUUUUGAUUUGUAAAACUUCUAAUUGCUGUGUCCAACACUUUAAUAAUAUAAUAUGUUAAAUAAGUGGUGAAUUUGUAUAACUGCUGGACCUCUAAUACCAAAUUAAAAUAACACUAUUUUUUUUUCAUUUUUAUUUAAUGUUUUGGAAUUGUGCACAUAUAUUAAAAACAUUUAAUUUAUAUUUUUCUAAAAUAAAACAUCAUUUAACCAUAUUUCAUUCAACGCAUAAAUAAUCUGCAAAAUAUAAAAUAUAAAAUAGCAUAAAAAUAACAAAAUUUAUAUUGAAAAUUGAAAAAUUCUUGUAGUUUUAAACCAAAAAACUUCAAACUUCAUAUACUAAAAACAGAGUGUAUAGUAGAGAUAUUUUCUUACAUCUAUGAAUAUAGGCCAGAGCAUUUUAUUCGGACCCAAAAAUUUGAACCAUAACCGACGCGAAAAUACUCCAUAUGAAACCGGACAGGAAAUUUAUAAAUACCUAGUUGGUUUAAAAUUGCCUUACAAAAAACAACCGAAACCGGAAAAAAUAAACGAACCGAAUAGACCCAGACCCUAAUAGACCCUGCCCCAUAAAGAACCGACCUGAAUAGAUCCGAUUAUAAGACCCAUUUCAUAUCCGACCUAAAACCAUGAAUAUCCAAAACUAUGAUUUUAUGUGUUCUGUUUUCUCUGUAUUUAUUUAAUGAUUUAGUUGAAAUGUCUUUUUGUUAGCAAUCUUCGUUAUUAUAUUAAUGAUUUUUAAGCAAUAUGAAACUUUAAAUGUCAAAUUUAUAAUUUAUAAUUUUAAUAAUUAAUAGUUUAUUUUGGUUAUUUUGUAAAAUUUUAGAUAAAUAUGACGGAUUUAGGCUAGAUUUUGAUGGAGUUGGGUACUUCAGUUUUUGGAUCCUAAAUACCCGACCGGCUAUGGAUCCGAAAAUGACAUGUAUUUUUACUAUAGAUCCAAACCGAUCCGGAUCCAAGAGGAACCGAUCCGGACCUUAAAGGAACCGACUUGAAUCCAGAUAAAAAAUUCCAAAUACCUAAUUGGAACCAAAUGCUAAGAUCCGAAGGGCUCGGACUCGAGAGGAACUGAACCGAAGACGCGAACUCUCAGUCCUAUGUCAAUAUAUAUUAUCUUGCAUAUGUAGAUACAUAUUAUUUUCUGCAAUGAUAUAUUAUAAUAUUAUAGAAAUAUUACAUAGACGAUUUUGUAUCCGACAAUGCUCCUUAGUUUAUGAAAAUUCAUGUCUGAUUACAUCAUUUGAAUUGUUCUAUUAAAUCGACGUCUGGCUAUACUUUCUGCACCAUAUUAAAGAUUUUGUAUGAAAAAAUCUACUAAUCUGCAUAGUUUGUUCUAUUCUAGGAUUCUAAAAUGAGAAUUCAUGGUGUAAAAUCAUUAAUGAACCAUUACUAAACCAAAAAAUAAAACAAACUUCCACUUGUAGAUAUAUUUUUUUCCUAUUUGAUUAAGGGGACAUCCGUUUCUGGUGUGGAAUAUAUAUGUUGUUCAUGCUUAAUUUUGAUGGAAUUAAAAUAUGUAUAGAUGGUUUGGUCGGAUUAUGAGAGAUUAAAAGUAUUUUUGUGUUUUUUUUCUAGUAUCAAUUCAUUUUUAUAGUAAACAAUUUAAAUUAUUUUUCAAUUUAAUUUAAAUUUUAAAAUACCUUGUUUUACAAUAUGCCAUAAAACAUUUAUUACACAAGAUUUCAUUUGUUUGAAUAUGUCCAUGUUUUCACAAAUGAUGUAACAUAUGCAUAUUGUGUCUGUGGCAAAAACUAACGUACUUAAUUUGCUAAAUUAUUUUUUACUAAACAGUUAAAUUGAUCUUAAUUUGUUAUGUGCAACUUUUCUAAUUUCAUUUAUAAAGACGUGAAGACUCCAAAAAAUCACAAAUAUUAUUCGAAUAGUAAAACAAACAAAUAAUUAUUUACUGCAUCACUCCACAUUACAAAUCGUGUAAUCUUUUUCUUGACUCACAACACAAAAAAAAUUUAUAUGUUCUUCAGGUCAUCAAAGAGACAUAUAAUUUACAUAGGAUAUAAGAUGUUUCAGAUCAGGAAAUAAAGUACUUGGUUGUGGCUUUUGCUUCCUCAGAGACUAAUCUGUGUCUCAUUCCUUCAAAGCCAUAAUCUGCAAUUCAACAGAGAUGUCAGAAAAGGUUGUAGAUUUGCCGACAAAUCUGAGGUACACGGAGAACAGCAAAUCGAUUCCAGUUCCAGCGGCGAAAACUGAGUAAGAAGCUCUGAAAUCGCUCCACAUGAUCUAUGUAUAGAGAGUAUUGUUGUUCGGUUCUGUUGAUGAUCACUGCCUAUCAACAAAGACAGAAGGUUCUCCUUGUAGAGUUAUCUAUCCUUGCUUUUCGCUUGUGUUUUGUUUAUUUGGUGAAGGCAGCCUGGUUUUUCAGGAAUGUUGCCAUGUUUGGAAUCAAAAUAAUCAGUUGUAAAAAUCAAAUCAGAUUUUACCUCAUGUGCUAGUACUGUUACAGGUGUUAAUACUUUACUGUCAAACCUGGUUAAAA